AGUUUAGAGACACCGCCCUCCUUGCUAUUCCUGUAAUGGCUGCUUCCUGUAAGGCGUUGUCACGUGGAACCUCCUAGCUUCCGAGUUCCAGAAAGGGAGUAUUUCAAGUCAGAAACAAUUAUACAUAUAUCGUUUCUUUGAAAACCUUCAGAGCUCAAGAUCCAGCCAUCCCAAGAUCCCAACAUCAUGACCUCAGUUUCAGCACAGUUGCUAGUCCUCAUUUCACUGCUUUUGAUGCUGCCUGUUGUUGAAGCAGUAGAAGCAGGAGAUGCAAUCACUCUCUUUUUAUGUGUGGUUCUCUGCAUUACAGGCAUUUGUGCUUGUUUGGGGGUAUAUGCACGAAAGAGAAAUGGAGAGGUAUGACUUUGAAGAGCCUCCUGAAUCAAACCUCACCCUGAAAAUUUUUGCGCUGUUGAGAUUAAAAACUGAGCUUUGGUGUUUGAAAGUUCCUGAGAAACAAAAAAUAGGGCAAAUAGGAAUAAAUUGAUACAUGGAAAAAAUGUUUUUUCAUAACAAAUAGUGCACUGAAAAAUGCAGUCUAUAGUUUGUGUUUGCUAGUUAGAAAGAGGAUCAAGUAAGUCAGAUGGCUGAAAUUUACAUAAGUAAUAUUUAAUAGUCUCAAAAUUCUCAAAGCAAUGAAAUUGGGAGAAGGACACUUGCCUAGGAUUCUAGGAAGUAGCCACUAUUCAGUUGUAAUCUCUGCCUCCUGUAUUGUUAAGGAGACUUUUCUCUGUAUUUUUACUAAAUUUUUGUUGUCUCCCAAGUGAAUAUUGUACCUAGAUAUUAGAUAUAAAAUAUAGUUGAUCAAAACUUAAAAAAUUUAUUUCUUGGGAAGAAAAGGUUUAAAAAAUGUACUCAGUGUAUCUAACAUUGAAAUGGAGAAAAGAUUUAAUGCAAAAAAUAUACUCUGUACUGACAGUGAAAUAGAGAAGAAAUAUAAUGUUAAAAUCUUUAUAUUAACUGAGUAACGCUCCCAUGGUGAGAAAUACUAUAACAAAUAUAAACCCAUUAUGUUGCAAGUUAA
Messenger RNA from Phyllostomus hastatus (greater spear-nosed bat), 1024 nucleotides. It is a transcript of the gene SMIM30, whose product is annotated as small integral membrane protein 30. Lineage: Eukaryota; Metazoa; Chordata; Mammalia; Chiroptera; Phyllostomidae. The transcript has 3 exons. Bases 187 to 363 code for a protein of 58 amino acids. The record is from RefSeq and is a predicted model, not a curated record.